AUGUCAAAGAUAAUGGAGGGUAUCGAUAACAACAAUAAUGAAAACAAACAUUUGAAGCAUUAUUUGGAUAACAGUGGUGGCGGUAGUGGAGGCAGUAGUGGUGGAUAUGGUGAAGAUGAAGAAGAAUCAUUACAUAGACAGAAACGAAGGAAAUCACAUGUAUUUGGAGAAGAACAAGAUGAUAAUGAUUCAAUCAUCAUCCCACCACUAGUCAACAACAAUAACAAUAAUAAUCAACAACAACAAGCAUCAUCAGUACUGUUACAACAAUUACCCGAUAACCAAAUCAAUAAUAAUAAUACCUCCUCUUCAUCAAAUACUAAUAAUAAUAAUAUACCAAAGAAUGGAUUGAAUUCAUCAUCACCAAAUCAUUCACCAACUAGUAAUGGAAAUAAUAAUAGUAAUAAUAAUAAUAAUAAUAAUAACAAGGUGAGUGAAGAAGAUAUAUUGGGGACUAUAGCAAGUUUGAACAAAAACCGGUCACAGAGUGUUGUACAGAAACUGGUCGAUCUCACAUUUGACUAUAUUGUAAAGAAUAUCCACUCGAUCGAUACACUCAAGAAACUACCUGAAAAUUUGACCGACACACAAUGUGUUCCACUUGUACACUUGACCAACCUCACUCACCUCUCGGUCAGCGGUAACCCCGAUCUCACCGAUGCGUUCCUCGCACACCUCAAGCACUGUCCCCUCGUCGAGCUCAAUCUAUCGUACAACGAAAACAUAUCAGAGCACGGGUUCCAAAUGCUUCGUGAGCAAUCCGACACUAUCCACACCACACUCACCUCGCUGUCACUCAACAACUGUGCCGUCAAUGACGAGAUGAUGAAUCAUAUUGGCAAACUACUCCAACUCACCUCACUGUCGCUCAUCAACAACCCAUUCUCUGACAGCGGUGCCAAACACCUAUCCAACCUCCAGUCACUCACCUCGCUCGAUCUCUCCAUGUGCAAAGAGAUAUCCGACGUGACACUCGAAUCCCUACAAGCACUCUCUCAAAUUUCAAGAUUAAAUCUAAACUUUAAUCCCAAACUCACGUCCAACGGUAUGAGCAAAUUUUUAAAUCUAAGUCAUUUAACCUCUUUAGGUAUAAUUGGUUGUGAUGGUUUAUUAAUUAAAGGAAAAGUUAAACAUCGACCAUUAGUUUUACUUGUAGAAGAUAAUCCUUUCCAAGUUAAAUUAAUUACUCGAAUAUUUACAAGACAUAAUUUUGAAGUUGAAGUUGCAUCAAAUGGGAGAAUGGCUGUUGAAAUGUAUAAAAAUGCAAAUUAUAAAUAUGAAUUAAUUUUAAUGGAUAUUAUUAUGCCAAUAAUGGAUGGAUUAACAGCAACCAUGCUAUUACGUGAUUUUGAAAGAGAGAAUGGAUUGAGAAGAGUACCAGUGAUCAUUCAAACAGCCGAUAUGGAAAGACACCGAAAGGUAUGUCUUGCUGCCGGUUGUGAUGAUUUCAUGUUGAAACCAUUGGAUAGAAAUGUUAUCGAUAGAGCUAGAGAAUUCUUAACUUCAAAAUCUUAA
Cavenderia fasciculata is the source of this 1515-nucleotide messenger RNA. RefSeq lists its product as uncharacterized. The record is from RefSeq and is a predicted model, not a curated record. Gene Ontology annotation, molecular function: protein binding. Bases 1 to 1515 code for a protein of 504 amino acids. The transcript has 4 exons. Gene Ontology annotation, biological process: phosphorelay signal transduction system. NCBI's taxonomy places the organism in Eukaryota, Evosea, Eumycetozoa, Acytosteliales, Cavenderiaceae.